AUGUUGAUUCUACCAGCUGGUACUACCAAGAUUGACGGUCCCUCGUGGAUGCCCACCGACAUCACCCCAUUUGAUCCGACUUUUUCCGAGGACUCUGUCCCAGAAGAAAUCUUCCCUGUCGAUAUUCAACAUUAUCCCACCGAUCAUGACUACGAAUUCGUGAACGACGACGACGACGAUUUAAUCAGUGUUGAGGAAAAAGAAGGGAUCAAUCCAAUCGAGAAUCUCUUCAAUGAGAAUGUCUUGUUGGCUCAGAGUUUCCCGUUAUUUGGUUAUUUAUUGGGAGCAGCAGACGGAGCAAAAUGCGAUGACCAAGUGGCGGUGAUCGAUCAAUUCUGCACUCAACUUCAACAAGCCACCAUCGAUAGUGAUCUUCUCACGUUUCAAGAGGAAAACAUUCUUCAAGAGAAUUUCCUAAAAGAUGCACCUUCUCUUCUGAGAAACUCUUUCCACCAAUUGAUGAGACAAAUUAUCACGCCAGUUGGAGAAUUAUCGCCAGUUGAACUAUCGUUUCAAGUGAAUCAGGAAAUCGUCAAACCAAUUCGCGCAUGUGUAUCGUAUUUGGUGAAAUUCUUGCAAAAAGGCACCAAUUUUUUGGCGUUUGAAGAGGAGAUGGGAAAAAAAACGAUUGAUAAUAUUCUCGAGAAUUUGACAACAAUCCUCAAGGAAAAGGGCCGUUUUCUAUAUGAUUGGUGUGAGCAACGAGUGAGUGAAUGGGAUCAUGAACUUUACGUGAACUUGUUUACAAUUCACAAGAAGUCUUUCCAAUUGACGAAUUUGAUGAAAUUGUUCCUGAUCGGAGCCAAAUGUGAGGGAGAUUUUGACGAGAUUCGAGAUUACAUUGAUGACUUCAAAAUAAUGAAAGGAAUGAUCGAAGAAAUUGAUGAAAAAUUUCGGUCAGACUUUGCCUACCUCGACUUUCUUCAUCAUCAAGUUCCUGAAUUCGAUCGCAAUGUUGCUGAGAUUGACUUAGAGGAGUUAUGCUAUAAGUUGGGAAGUAAGAAAUGGAGCGACACAGACGAGUGGAUUAAUCACUACUGGCUUCUCAGUUUCUCCGUUGACAAUAAUCACUUUGAUGUUGAUCCCAAGUACACCCAUGUGUGCGAAUUACAUCGAGAGACCGGCAGAAUCUAUGUGCUUCAUCGACGAAGCUUUCAUCUAGCACAAGAUCCUCCACACUUAAAGGCCACCUGGAAUAAUUGGCAUGGAGAUGAAAUGAAAACGGUUGAUUUUGCUGUCAGAGAUGAAUGCAACGGAAUUGAUGUGGUAAACAUCACGCUAAAGCAACUAAUUGAUCAGUGUCACAUAAAGGCUCGUUUGGGUGCCAAAGAGUGCAAGACAGUGAUCACCACCGGUCAAAUGGACUUCUGUUCCUUUGGCGAACACCCAAAUGCGGCCGGGCGAGUCAUUCGAAUGUUCAAUCGAAUAAGCAUUUUUAUCGGAUUU
Mesorhabditis belari is the source of this 1446-nucleotide messenger RNA. Lineage: Eukaryota; Metazoa; Nematoda; Chromadorea; Rhabditida; Rhabditidae. The record is from the annotation of a GenBank genome assembly.